Schistosoma bovis is the source of this 1196-nucleotide messenger RNA. Lineage: Eukaryota; Metazoa; Platyhelminthes; Trematoda; Strigeidida; Schistosomatidae. The record is from the annotation of a GenBank genome assembly.
AACUAAUCACAUUUGAAUGUUGUGUAUAUCAUAUUAGAUAUGUAUAUAUAUAAAUAUAUAUACAUGUAUAUGAACAAUUUAAUUCAUUAAAUCAUAAUAGCUUAUUCAUUUGAAGCUAUGCUACUAAAAUGAAAUAAGAAAUUAUGAAUACCCUAAGUUAACACAAUAUAAAAUAAAUACUAUAAAAAUUGUACAAAUUUCUCUAAAUUAUAUAACAAUAAUAAUCAUAAUUGUAUUUGAAUUCAAUUAAAAUUAUUAUUAUUAUUAUUAUUAUUACAAUAUGGGUGAACGUAAAGCUGUAAUUAAAAAUGCUGAUAUGAGUAAUGAAAUGCAAGAGGAUGCAAUACAUAUAGCUGCUGGUGCAUUAGAUAAACAUGAUUUAGAAAAAGAUAUAGCUGCUAAUAUUAAAAAAGAAUUUGAUCGUAAAUAUAAUCCUACAUGGCAUUGUAUUGUUGGACGAAAUUUUGGAAGUUAUGUAACACAUGAAACACAUAAUUUUAUAUAUUUCUAUUUGGAUGAUCGAGCAUUCCUUCUAUUUAAAUCUGGAUAAAAGAAUAAUUUAUAAAAGAACUUAUGAAGAUAAUUAUAUUGAACAAUACAAAUCUAUGGACCUAUUCAAUGUACUUGACUUUUCGUAUAUUUUGUCUUCAUUGAUUGUAUUAUUUUAUGUUGGUAAUUGAAAAGAAAAGGAAUAUAUCAUUAUUGUUUUAAUAUAUUGAGUGUUUUUAUUUCUUGGCUAUUUAUUUCACAUAUUAAAACUUAUUUUGAUGGCAAUUAUUAUAUUUCAAUGAUUAGUGUAUGUACAAUUUUUAACAUUUGAGAAAUGAUAUGUUGUUUCAGAUGGAACUGAUAAGAAACAUACACACCGGACGAUAGAGAAUAUUUGGGAGAAUAACACUGUAUCUUGACACUUGUUUUAGUUAUUUGAAUCUAGACCACUAUGAAAAACCUAGAAUGAAUAUGUGCGAAGUAAUUGAAUGGUACAAAAAUAUCCUCGAUAGAACAUUCGAUUUAGAUAUAUAGAUAUGAUGACAUUAUAAUGACUCACAAUGUUGAAAGAAAGUUGGAAUGAUGGCUAAUAACUAUUGAAACUAUGAAGGAUUUACUAGACAGUUAUGGAUAUUCAAUGAAAGAAAAAGAAGACUAAGAAUUCUUUAAUCAAAAUACGUUUAAUGCAAAACAUCACUGAAAUAAAC